Molecule: messenger RNA, 2874 nt
Organism: Octopus bimaculoides (California two-spot octopus)
Lineage: Eukaryota; Metazoa; Mollusca; Cephalopoda; Octopoda; Octopodidae
Product: F-box only protein 28
Biological process (GO): protein polyubiquitination
Molecular function (GO): protein binding
Source: RefSeq, a predicted model, not a curated record
AUCAACUUCUCCAAUGUGUGUAUAUUUAGUUAAAAGCUACAAUGGCUGCUGACGAUGACGGGAAACAAUCUCUGAAUAUCCGAAACUUACCUAAAGAAGUUUUCAACAAAAUCCUCACUUAUUUACAGUUUCAGGAAGUCAGCGAAAUACGUCUGGUAUGCCACUCGUUUAACGUUGAAGCUCAGGCCAUCCUGAACCAAGGCUUUGCUCGUGUCCAUAAAUAUCAUGCGUUUGUACAACGUCAGAUCAAGGGCCAGCUGCCAAGAAGGGAGUCAGAACGGCGCAACCACCAAUUAGCUCGUCAUGUCGAUAUUCUCUCCGCUAUCGAAACACGGUUAUCUUUGCUUGGAAUGACAUACCUGAGAUACAUUGACAUGGGCCUUUGUUGCUUUAUACCAGGAAAGGUGUUGGACGAGCUUUACCAUAUACUGCAAACACUUCAGUGUACAUGCCAACCUCCUCGCGCACAUGAGUUCCUCCAGGAACUGCGAGAUAUAUCUUCCAUGGCCAUGGAGCAUUUUGAAGAGAAAAUUGUGCCUUCAUUGAAACAGAAGAUGCCAAGUGUUCGCCUCACUCUUGGCAACUUUAAUGUCAACUCAGAAUCAGAAGCUGGAACUUCCAGUGCUAUAGUACCACUGAAUAACACCCAGCCUAGUAUUCGAGCCAUUUCCCUAAGGGAAGAGAUCACUAACAUGCAUACACUGAUUCGUUCACACAGCAAUUCCAUGAAGGUUUUCAAACGAGAACUUAACGAAAUGCAGAGUAAGUACAGCAUGCAGCGCAAAAACUCCAGAGAGCUUGCAAAGAAAGUACUUGUUCAGAAGAAGCGCUGCAAAAUCCAGAACAAAUGUUUGUCCGACUUGAACACACGACUUCUCGAAGAAGAACGUAAGGUUGAUGAGCUGAGCAGCAAACUUUUAAGCCAGGGCAAAACGAUGGCGGAACUUAAUGAUAGGGUGAAUGACCAGGGGAGGAAAAUUGCUGAACUAAACCAGAAGCUUGUUUUGUAUGAGGACAAGUUUACUAGUAAAUUACCUUCUUAUGCUGACCUUGAUACCAAAAUCUGUGAAGGGCAUGAGGAGGCAGACUUUGACUCCCCUGAUUGCAAUAGUGUCAGCUCUGUGUCGGAGCACAUAGUGGAUCCGUCUUUAGACCACUUAGGUGAUAUAGCGAACCAGAAAGCCAGAAAGACUAUAAAACGAAGGCUUUCCGUGUCUGAAAAUCAAAGUGACCUACCAAUCACAAAACAUUACAAACAGUAGAACUAACUACUUGCCUGUCUGUCUGUCUCUCACAGACUUGGAAUGUUACUGAAGGAGAAAAAGCAAGAAGAGGGGAAAAAAAUGGAUAAAAAAUAUAUAUAUAUAUUACUAUUUUAAUUUGUUUUUAAAUGGACACAGCUCCUUCCAUCUUGUAAAUAUAUUUAAAUGCAUAUAUGUAUGUGUGUGUGUAUGAUGUGUAUAUAUAUAAAUAUAUAUAUAUAUAUAUAUAUAUAUAUAUAUAUAUAUAUAUAUAUAUACUUUAGCAACAUCUUAAGUGAAGAAUUUAGCAGCAAUUUCUCAGUCUUUUCUGUUUAUUUUAGCUCUUCAGGCCAUAAUAGAGGUGGGAGUAUAGGGUUGGCUGUUCAUGGAAACUCUUUAAUGUCAACAACCUGGUUUUCCAAGCUCGAUCAUUUGAAAAGGUUGAGGGAAAGUCCCAAACAUGGAAACAAAGCCUACAAUCUAGAGGUUUAGAAUUAAGCGUAGCAAAGACAAAAGUUUUCAUUAGCAAGAUACAAUACAAGCUUUUACUAUUAUCUCAGAAAUGCCAUGACUGUUAUGCAGAAAAGAAAUCAGUAGAAAUUCUAAACUGUGUACUCAGUAUAAACAAUGGGUGCAUAAGCAAUGCUGUGAUAUCACAGAUAGGUUGUCAGAAAAGCGACUUCAAUUAUAGCUGAUUCACAAGAGUGGUUACCAAUUAGAUUGGACUCACAUUUGCUCAGAAAGCUCAGUAGAAAUAGGUAAUAGCAUCUAUACCUCUAUUAUCUAACUAACAGCAGAGGUAGAUGUUGCAAAAGCAUAAUGGCCAGUAUAUGGUUGAGGUAGAAAGGGUUUGGGGAGUUAUUAUUUCUGUUGGUACCUAAGGGAUUCUGAUGAUUAAAGGGCGGAUUGUAUGAUUUUGUAUAUAAAACGUAAGACUGCAUGUUAAUGAAACAUAGGCAUUGAAUAUAAAUCCUAGAUAGGAAUGAGGUGAGCAAGCUUGGCCAAAUGUACAGGGUGUUCAUAAAUUACUUUUACAAUUUGAAGAAUUCAUAAAAAAUGAAAAAUAAGGAUAACUCAGCAGAAUUUACUAGAUAACUUAGGCAAAUAAAUAAAAUUUUAUUAGAAACAUCAGAACACUUCCACAUGGGCUCCAUUGGUUGCAUGCAACACAUUUUGAUAAUAAAUUGUGGGAAUUGUAAAGAUAAUUUAUGAACACCUUGUAUUCUGUUAGUGUGCAUGGAAAACAGCAGAUAGAUAAGCUGAAGGAAACAAUUUGUAUAAGAGGAAUCAGAUGUGUGCAAGAGAGAAGGUUUCUAGUAUAGACGCAUGAUGCUUUUGAAGGAUAACAGUCGGAUGAAGUGUUAAGUAAUCCAAGUAAAAGAUGUAUGCAAAAUAGGAAGAUUGAGAAAGAAGUGGAAUAAAAUGGUGAAUGCUGGAUCUCAUGAAAGAAAUGAGAAAGGACUGCAACAAGUAGCAAGAGACUGAACUGGGGAAGACCCAUCUGACUCCUGAAAGCAUGCAGAAACACAAAAUGAUGACAAUAUGUUGAUGUACUUGAAGCUUUAUGCACACACAUACUUUGUGACCCAUAUGUAUGUAAUUUUUUUUUUAUAUAAAACAUGCCUUAACACUG